Messenger RNA from Aureobasidium subglaciale EXF-2481, 1024 nucleotides. RefSeq lists its product as uncharacterized. Lineage: Eukaryota; Fungi; Ascomycota; Dothideomycetes; Dothideales; Saccotheciaceae. The coding region runs from base 105 to 962 and encodes 285 amino acids. The record is from RefSeq and is a predicted model, not a curated record. The transcript is spliced from 3 exons.
CGCUUGACUGCUAAGUGUGAGACUUGAUACUCGCGGAGCGUUCUCGAGUCUUUUGAACAGUCAUACACUGCUGUUAUCUCACCCAGAGCCGCACAACUACCAUAAUGCUGCUUAUCGCGCGAAAAUGGAGGUCACGAAAGACCAUGCUCUACUUGUUCGUCGCAGAGUUCCCCUUCACUGUGGCCGCUCUUGCUCUGUUCGCCAUUGCUCAGCCAAACACCUACCGAACACGGCUUUGGACUGAUGGAUACGACAAUGGCUUCAAUAGCUCACCUACUGAGAUCCUAUAUUCCUACGCCAAUCACAGACCAAUCAGCCCUCCCAUCAUCUGGAGUCAAUUUAUCACCGAUUACAACGUCGUCAUAUCAGUGCUUUCCAUGUUCAUAAUGCUCAUCAAGCCAGUCCUGUUCUUCAUGCGGGCUCUGAUUCCCAUUUUCUCCGCUCUGGUUCACACACUCUUGGUCGUCCUUUAUGCAUACAGUGCAUAUGGUCAAUCUGCUUCCGACACGACCGACAAGAACCAUCCGCAGAAGGGUGCACCAUGGUACAUCACCAAGAGUUGCAAUGUCGCUUCAGACAAGAAGAACAUUGGAUAUUGCAAGCAGGCAAAAGCGAGUUUUGCUGUAACGUUGUGUCUGAUACUCUUUGCAGUGACGCUGGCCGUCUCGCUUUAUUCUUGUGUACCUACCAAAGGAGAAAAGUCCGCUCGAGCAGCGGAUGUGGAAGAGACGGAGAUACCAGAAUAUUCGCCAGAAACGGCCCGACUCGAUGAGCAAGAAUGGGAGAAGAUGCGAUCACAGGCAGAAUGGCAGUAUUCAGUGACACCAGGGAUGCCAAACAUGCUGAAUCCGAUGACACCGAGGACAGUGGCUUUCCAGACACUUGAAGGAGGGCGCGCUUCUAUGACUGCUUCAGAUACUUUGCCGUUUAGAGAGCAGUAUGGAGGACCAGAUGGGCGAUGAUGUCGCUGACUACUGGUAAGCUGUAAAUAGUGCACAAAGCUAAUGCAAUCUAAUCUCGACCA